Cladocopium goreaui is the source of this 684-nucleotide messenger RNA. NCBI's taxonomy places the organism in Eukaryota, Dinophyceae, Suessiales, Symbiodiniaceae. The record is from the annotation of a GenBank genome assembly.
GUGGAGAAGAACAAUGCCUGUGCAAAUUUCACCAUGGGUCACUAUCCCGACAGCUGCCAUUUUCGAGAUAUUCUUGAUUUGGUCCAGAACCCACCGGAGAAUGGUGCCCAUUGGGACUCCAGGCAGGCUCUGAAGAUGAUUGUGGUUUGCUGGGAGAUUUGUUUCCACAAGGACAAGAAACAUUGGGCUUCCAAGUAUUCCCUUGAGGAACUUGCUGGAAUUCUGCUUGUGGGAAAGGACACCCCAGUCCCACUGAACUAUGAAUGCUAUUUGUUUGAACUGCGAAAUGCAAAUGGUGCUCUUACAGAAGACCAGUUGACCAAGUCCCAUGCGCAUCAUCUGGAGAAGUUUCGUCGAGCUUGCCCAGAGAAAGGCCUUUAUGAUUUGUCAGCGAAUGUUGACAAGCGCAAACGUGUGGAACUGAAAGACAGGACACUGCCAUGCCUCACAACUAGCUCCUACUUCUGGUCUGAACCAAAGGGUCGGACUAUGACUGGUCGGGAGCAUCUGCAUGCUCUUGGAUACCCGUGUUGGGGGCCAGGUGCCGCAGCAGCUCGAGUGGACCCCAUUGAUACUUCAGAAGUUCGAGAGUCUGCCCUGCGAUCUAUGGCGGGCAAUGGCAUGAGCCUACCCUGUGCCGGCUUUACUCUUUUGAUGGCCGUUUUGUUUGUAGAAGAUAAAUAG